This is a messenger RNA of Striga hermonthica, 774 nucleotides long. Lineage: Eukaryota; Viridiplantae; Streptophyta; Magnoliopsida; Lamiales; Orobanchaceae. The record is from the annotation of a GenBank genome assembly.
AUGUCUGAACCAGAAAUCAUAACACCAUCGGAUCUAACGGUCGGGGAAAUUGAGGACAAGGAGACGAAGAAGCAGCGGCUCGAGUAUCUCGAUUUCGUUCGAGUUGUCGCAAUAUACGUCGUCGUAUGUUGCUCCACAAUCUACGAAUACGCCAAGGAGAACGCCGGUCCGCUUAGACCGGGCGUCCAAACCGUUGAAGGGACCGUAAAAACAGUUGUGGGGCCGGUUUUCGAGAAAUUCCGCCAUGUCCCCGUUCACCUUCUCACAUUCGUAGAUCGCAAGGUGGGCCAGUCCUUAAUCGAGUUGAACCAUCACGUGCCAGCUAUUCUUAAGCUAGCCACAAGCCAAGCCUUGACGGCGGCUCAUUCAGCUUCAAAACUGGCUAAAGAGCUGGCAUCGGAGGUGCAUGAAGCUGGCCUUGUGGACACGGCUUCUAAAAUCGGCAGAGCCGCUUACAUCAAAUACGAGCCGGCAGCCAACGAGUUGUACGCCAAGUACGAGCCAGUAGCCGAGCAGUAUGCAGUCGCGGCUUGGCGGGUCCUUAAUGGGCUCCCUUUGUUCGCCCAACUCGCCCAUAUUAUGGUCCCAACGGCUGCCUAUUGGUCCGAGAAGUAUAACCAAGCCGUGGCCUUUUCUGCCGAGAGAGGCUAUGCCGUGUCGUGUUACCUGCCGUUGGUACCCAUUGAGAGGAUCGGCAAAACGUUCGGGGCCGAGAGUGGGCCCACUGUUUCGACAUCUUUGAAUGGUGAAUACGAAUCCUAUAUUUCUCAAUAA